Elgaria multicarinata webbii is the source of this 1894-nucleotide messenger RNA. RefSeq names its product dopamine beta-hydroxylase (gene DBH). The record is from RefSeq and is a predicted model, not a curated record. The coding region runs from base 7 to 1881 and encodes 624 amino acids. Gene Ontology annotation, molecular function: dopamine beta-monooxygenase activity; copper ion binding. The transcript has 12 exons. Gene Ontology annotation, cellular component: secretory granule membrane. Gene Ontology annotation, biological process: norepinephrine biosynthetic process; dopamine catabolic process; octopamine biosynthetic process. NCBI's taxonomy places the organism in Eukaryota, Metazoa, Chordata, Lepidosauria, Squamata, Anguidae.
CAAACCAUGGGGUGGCAGCAGCGGCGGCGGCAGACAAAGCCCUCCUGCCCGACUUUCCGGCUGCGGGAAGUGGCGUCCAUGUAUUUCACGGUGGUCGCGGUAUUCCUGGUCAUCCUGGUGGUCGCCUUGCAGGGCACGGUUCCUGCUGAGAAUUACUUCCCGUACAAAGUGCCGCUGGACCCCCAGGGGGCCUUGGAGCUCUCGUGGAACGUCAGCUACCACCGGGAGGAGGUGCACUUCCAGAUCCUGGCCAAGGAGCUGAAAUACGGGCUCCUGUUCGGCAUGUCGGACCGAGGAGGCUUCGAGAACGCUGAUCUGGCCGUCCUCUGGAGCGACGGACUCCAGUCCUAUUUUGCGGACGCCUGGACCGACCGGGAAGGGCAGCUGCACAUGGACUCCCAACAGGACUACGAGCUCCUCAGAGCCCAGAAAAGCCCCGGGGGCCUCGCUCUGCUCUUCAAAAGGCCCUUUAGCACCUGCGACCCAAAGGACUAUUUCAUAGAGGAUGGCACCGUACAUCUCAUCUAUGGGAUUCUGGCGAAACCAUUCCCUUCCCUCCAAGCCAUCAAUGUUUCUGCGAUCCUCCAGAAAGGACUGCAAAGGGUGCAGCUCCUGAAACCCAAGAUCCACAUCCCUCAGCUGCCUGGGGACCUGAAGACCUUGGAGAUCAGAGCCCCUGAUGUGGAGAUACCCAGCCAAGAGACCACCUACUGGUGCUAUGUCCAGGAGCUUCCAGAAGGCUUUGCAAAGCAUCACAUUGUCAUGUACGAACCGGUUGCCACGGAGGGCAACGAAGCCCUUGUCCACCACAUGGAGGUCUUCCAAUGCGCAGCACAGUUCAAGACCUUCCCGCGUUACAGCGGGCCAUGCGACUCCAAGAUGAAGCCGGAACGGCUCAACUACUGCAGGCAUGUCCUGGCCGCCUGGGCCAUGGGGGCACAGGCCUUUUACUACCCAGAAGAGGCAGGCCUUGCCUUCGGAGGACCGGGCUCCUCCAGAUUCCUGCGCCUGGAGGUUCACUACCACAAUCCCCUGGAGCUCAAAGGACGCCACGACUCCUCCGGGAUCCGCCUCUAUUAUACGGCCUCGCUCCGGCGUUACGACGCCGGCAUCAUGGAGCUGGGCUUGGUCUACACGCCGGUGAUGGCGAUCCCCCCGGGCGAGAGCCAUUUCUACUUGACGGGGUACUGCACCGACAAAUGCUCCCAGCUGGCUUUGCCACCUGACGGGAUCCACAUCUUCGCCUCUCAACUCCACACCCACUUGACCGGGAGGAGCGUGGUGACGGUGCUGUCACGAGGAGGCAAAGAGAGGGGAAUCGUCAACCGCGACAGCCACUACAGCCCUCACUUCCAGGAGAUCCGCAUGUUAAAGGAAGUGGUGUCUGUCUUUCCGGGGGACGUCCUGAGAACAACUUGCAUGUACAACACUGAGGACAGGACUGACGCCACUGUGGGUGGGUUCGGCAUCACGGACGAAAUGUGUGUCAACUACGUCCACUACUACCCCCAGACGGAGUUGGAGCUGUGUAAGAGCGUGGUGGAUCUGGGCUACCUGCACCGCUAUUUCAAGCUUGUGAACAGGUUUAAUGACGAGGAUAUCUGCACAUGCCCAGAGACAUCUGUCACACAGCAGUUUUCCUCUGUUCCAUGGAAUUCUUUCAGCAGAGGUGUCCUGAAAUCCCUGUACGACUUUGCCCCAAUUUCUAUGCAUUGCAACAAGUCCUCCGCUGUCCGUUUUCCGGGCGAAUGGGAGAAGCAGCCGCUGCCGAAGAUCGUGGAGGCGCUGCCGGAGCCGGGCCCGCACUGUGAGGGCCGCCUGGGCCGUCUCCUCGCCGCCUCUCCCACGGUGGUCCAACUUGACAAGGCGGCAGCGACCUAAGAGCCGGCCGGAC